UAAUAAGCAAAAAAAAAGAAAAAAACAACAACAACACACACAACGAUUCAACUAAAUCUAUAAAAGAGGAAUAUAAUCUUAUUGAAGCCGAUCUCUCGAAAUACCACCAGCGGGUGCUUAGCGUUUCGUCGUCACCACCUCCUUCUCCUCCCCUUGGCAACGUAUCUCCCGGUGGCGCAUAUUACAGACUUUUUUCAACUUGAAAACUAAAUUUAAAUAACUAUUUUUUCUCUUUCCCUCUCUCUCUCUCUCUUUCCCCUCUUGCAUAUUCUUUCUUGGACACGAUGCCAGACAACGCAAGUUCUGAAAAGGAGAAACAUAUGAAGCAGUUAAAAAGGAAAAUGGAAUGUUGGCGUGAAGUUGUUCUCCCAUUAAACUCUAUUUUGUUGUGGGAGAGACCGUGGUAUCCUGCAUUGAUUCUUGGCCUUACUACAACUGUAUUUUGUAUGAUUUGGAUGUUGGAACCAGCAUUGCUCACGUUAAUAUCUCUUUCCUUGCUGGUCUUAGCACUUGUCGAUUACUUUGUUCCAACUAUUAUUUCGAUUUUUUGUACGGCUGAUAGUUGGACAGGACAAAAAGAAAAGAAAUUAAAUGAAAUAUGUCAUAAUCUUUCUGAGGCGAUACUUCAGUUGCAAAGUUUAUGGACAUCCGUGGUUACUAUGCGCAACAGCCGUCCUAACUUUUAUUAUGGAACGAUUAUGAUCUUUUUGGUGCUAUUUGCGUGGCUUGGAAAUACAAUCAAUAAUCUUCUUUUAUCUUAUAUAGCGGUUAACGCUAUUCUACUUACACCGGGAUUCAAAUACAAGGGAAGAGCGCGAUCCGCUGUGAAAUACAUUCACAAUUAUUUAACUCAAGAAAAAUUGUCAUAAAACAUUGCUCUCCGUGUAUGUAUUAUUUAUUUUUUGUCUUCAUCAUUCUCUUUACACGCCUCGUUUUGAUGCAAUUAAAUUAGUGUUAUUUAUGAUGUAUAUGCUAUAUAAUGCUACAUCUCAAUGGUUCGUAUACAUUUAAAUAAUGUGUAUUACUUUUUAAAGGAGAAAUCAAAACUUUCUGCUUUAUAAAAUAUUAUAUAAUAAUGGACCCUCUCCAUUUAUUCAUGACAAUUAAUGUUCAAUGACUGAGAUUAAUCUAAGUGGAAAGUAUUCAUCUAUAUAUGAAUUUUAUAUUAUUUUAUCUUAUUUUAUUUUAUUUCUUCUUAUUUUUUUCCUAGUUUUAACCCUUCAAGAGUACACACUUGGUAAAAGUUAGUUAAAGUGCACUGUGGGUGGGUGGGUGUUUGACACCCGUCUCCUGAAGCCGCUAUUUAAUAUUCAUUUUAGACCUCGCAAUUUUUUUCAAACUAGUUUGAUACAUCUUUUUUAAAAGAUAGAAUAGUUAUAGUUAGUGAUCUGAAUUAACACUAGAUGGCACUAGACAAAUAACCCAUUUUUUUGAAUUCAGUACCGUUUUUGAGAGAUCCAAAAUUUGUUGGGGUGUCAAACGCCCCAUGUGCACUUUAAAGGUUAAUACAAUAUUCUAUUGCUAUCUGUUUAAAACACUCUUUGUCUUAAAUAACAUAUGUAGAUGAAUAUUUAUAUUAUAAUUAUUAUUAUUGUAUGUUUUUUUUUUUUUUUUAAUGCU
Polistes dominula (European paper wasp) is the source of this 1620-nucleotide messenger RNA. RefSeq names its product ADP-ribosylation factor-like 6 interacting protein 1 (gene Arl6IP1). The record is from RefSeq and is a predicted model, not a curated record. Gene Ontology annotation, cellular component: membrane. NCBI's taxonomy places the organism in Eukaryota, Metazoa, Arthropoda, Insecta, Hymenoptera, Vespidae.